CACCCCUCAAAACGCUGUCUUUUUUCCCUCCCACCUCUCAAGCCAACCCCAGCUCACAAACACACACACACUCCCAUUAAACAUAUGUUUGUGUGUGUGAGUGUCCUCCUCCCUCAGUCUAUCCAUGGCUGGAUUGUGGCAGCAGCUCCUGCCCCUACAGCAGGGUCGAGCUCUGCUUCUCCUUCCCUUCAUCUGUCUUUUCUACCCACCCUCGAGUGCUAUUCCCUGGGAUUCCAAAGCCAGUCCACUCCCUCUGAAGGGUUUUGAGGUGGUGAAGGGACAUUUCUCCAGGACCUUCCUUCGUGUUGGCUACCAUAAAAUAACAGAGAUUCCUGCAGGAGCAUGCAACAUCAGCAUACAGGAGACAAUAAAGAGCCGAAACUACCUGGCUCUGCAGACACAAAGUGGUGUCUCCAUCAUCAACGGCAACUGGGUGAUUGACAGGCCGGGGAUCUUCACCGUUGUAGGAACGGAGCUGACGUACAAACGGCCCAAUGAAAUCCGCUCUCGCAAUGGAGAGUCCAUUACUUCACCCGGGCCACUGUCUGAAGACCUGCAUGUUUAUAUAAUCUACCAGCAACCAGGUCCGAGAGUAUACUAUGAAUACAUUGUGCCAUUACAAAGCACAACCCCCACUCCUGAGCAGACCACACCUGCUACUAUUCUGCCCUUGGGGCUUCAACCUCAAACUGUCUCUACUCUUGUAGCUGAGACAGUGGGCCCAACCCAACCAGGGGAGAAGGAGCACCAAGGCGAGGUCACUAACAAUGACAUCAUCAAAGAGAAACCCCAUCCUAACCAGAUUCCCCCUGAGCCCAGCGUGAAACCCCAACCCACCUACACCUGGACAAACAGUGGGCGGAUGGAGUGCAGCACUACCUGUGGGACUGGCAGGCGUCAGGUACUCUGGGAGUGUGUUGAGAAAGAUUCCCAGACGACUGUUCCUGCUGACCUCUGUGACCCUGCGCUUGAACCAAAAAACAAGGGAGAAGAGUGCAACAUGCAGUCCUGUCCUGCAUACUUUGACCUGGGGGAGUGGUCAGAGUGCAGCAGGAGGUGUGGGCCUGGCACUCAGCACCGCCAGGUCAUCUGUAGCCAGGUCACUCAUGUUCACGCCAAUGGGACGGAGACAUCGGUUACAGCGGCACAGGAACUGUGUGGGACGUCUGAUAGGCCGGUGACCAAGUCUACAUGCCAGCUGAAGAUUUGCAGCCAGUGGGAGAUACGAUCUGAGUGGAGCUCGUGUUCAGUACCAUGUGGAGUGGGCCAGCGCAGCAGGGAGGUGGUGUGUGUGAGCAACCAGGGUGAGGUGGAGGAGGAUGAAGAGUGCAACAUGAACCUAAGACCAGACACUCUGCAGAACUGUGACAUGGGAGCCUGUGCACGCAGCUGGUUCACCUCCCUCUGGAGCCAACGGUGUUCAACAGAGUGUGGACAAGGCAAUCAAACACGGACCACAGUGUGUCUGAUGGAUCAUGUGACUGAUCUGCCAUUGGACAGCUGCGAGGGGGAACGCCCAGCAGAAUUUAAAUCAUGUGACUCAGGCCCCUGCAAGAACAGCCUGGAGUGGUACACCGGACCCUGGGGUCAGUGUUCUGCAGAGUGCGGGAAUGGCACACAGUCCCGGAGUGUGGCUUGUAUUUUCAACGACGAUGGUCGUAUGGAGGUUGUGGACCAGUUCAAAUGUUCCAGUCUCUCUCAGCCAAUCACAGCUCAGCCCUGCAGACUGAAGCCAUGCGGUGUCCAGUGGUACGUCACAGAGUGGAGCGUGUGUUCACGCUCCUGCAACACGGGCUACCGUGUGCGUGAGGUGCGCUGUCUUGCCGACAACAUUUCCCCAAGCGACCGCUGUGACCCGACUUUGACCCCAGAAAGCCGAGAAGAGUGCAACAAACAUCCCUGUGUAGCUGAGAUAAAUCCAUCCUGCAGCGACCAGUAUCAUAACUGUGUGGUGGUGGUCCAGGCUCGUCUCUGUGUGUACCCUUACUACAGAAGUGUCUGCUGCGCCUCCUGCUCCCGUUCCCUCAAAACAUACCCCAACUCAUUUCAGAGGAACCACAUCCGCAGAUAAUGCUGCGACUGAGACUGUUUCAUCAUCACACCAAACCACAUGAAGAAUAAUAUCAAUUUACAGACACACACACAAAAUGUAGUUUUAGAGUGUUUUCAUUCUCAGUGUAACUUUUAACUGGUAAAAUAUAAGAACUUGUAUAUUUAUUCUUAAAAAAGGCUGUUUAACUUUUUUUUUUACUUAGCUGUUGUUUGUUAUAAUAGAAACUUGGUGGAAGGAUGAAGCAUGAGCCAUGGAAGAUCCCAUCACAUUAUGGAGAUGAUCUGAAUCACAAACCACAUUCUUCAAAUGUGUUUACUUUGCAAGAUGUGGCAUUCUAAUCAUUCAUAUUGGCUUUUUAAAUAUCCUUUUUGUUAUGUUUCCUGUAUAAGUGAUGGGGGACAAAAUCCUCAAUUUCCAGAAAAACUGUGUGAUAGAAUUAAAAUAAAAAACUAUGACAUCUGACGCUAAAAUUAAACUUGCUGGACUAAAAGAAGCUUUUGAAUAUUUCUAUUCUAAGACAAGCAAUGUCAAAUUUUACACCCAGUACAAAAGUCCUGUUUUUAAUGAGAUAUGUAAGGAAACAAUGCAGUGAAAUAACUACAUUUAUAUACUUUAAACUAUAUAAAUGUUUACUUUUUAUAUACAAAAACGUAAUUUUAUUAAGCAACUAGUAAUUUAUGGCCAGAAAACAUCGUUAUGGAGCAAAAAUGUACUUUCCUAAACCUAUAUCUAUAGGCCUAAAGCUGGCUGCUUUUAAAAUUGGGGUGAGGAAAACUGAGAAAUGCUUUUUUAAACAUCAACAUUGAAUGGAAAGUGAAGAUUUUAUGGGGAAAUAUUCACUGAAAACAUGGUGUAUUUUAUGUAUAAAAGCAUCUAACAAGUGACAUGUAAUAAUAAUGUAUGCACAACUCUAUCCAGUGGGAAAUAGAUCACAUAAACCUUGUACUCAUUCAAGAUAGUAAUACCGUUGCUUUAAUGGGACAGCCGGGCUGACAUGUAAAAGGCCAUAAUUCACGAGAACGUAAAGCACAUAAGAAAACAUUAAAUGAACACCAAUGACAAACGCAUGUUGCAUUCUCUGUUUCUCAUACAACUAAUUAUUGUAGCAUUGGAACCAGUCUUUUACACACACAAUCUCCCAUUUUGUAUCUUCAAAUCUUUAGUAAUGUUCCCGAGGUGCUCCAGUCUUUGUGUCCGUGGAUGCAAGGCUGCAUUGGUAGGUCCAUGCUUGUUUGCACUUGUUGCUGUGUGAUAGGAAAGAUUCUUUAGGGUGAGCCUGGGCCUUUGGUAUUGAGGGAUGCAGGGUCCACAUUCACCAACAAUAUCACCGUCUGUCUGACUUAAUUGCUCGGACUCCAUUAUCCAGAAAACAUUCAAGGCUCGCUUUCCAUGCUGAUACACCUUUACCCUUUAUAAAUAUAUUUUUGUACUCAGACACCAGGCUGGACUUCUGUGAACAAAAAUGGCAGCUGCUAGUAUUUUUUUUGCUCUUUUUGUUGUCUUGGUAGCUCUCUUUUGUCUUGUCCUUGGCAUUGGGUACCAGACGAAAAAGAAGUUAAUGUAAUUGUUAUUGAGUUUAACAAUAAGCUGUCUAAAAACAUACUUGUUAGCUUCCCCUGACCCCCCCCCCCCCUCUAUUUUCCUAGAAUUGAACAAUCACUAUUUAUACAAGUCAGUUCUGAAAAUACAAUGGCAAGUGACACUUUCCACCAAAAUCUCAUUGUGAAAAACAAAAAAUAUAUUUCACUCCCCACCUGAUUUGUUCAGCUUAUCAAAUGCUUUAACUACUCUGUUUUUCUUUGUAGCCUCGUACCAACAUUCACUGAUUUCAAUAUUGUAGAAGUUUUACAAAGACAUAAAUAUAGUAGGAUACAAUACAGUAAAAAAUACAAAAUAAAGUUGAUAUACUUUUUUUUCUUAAAUGAUAAUUUACCAGAGGCAAACCCAGAAAUGGAUCUUUGACACUAGGCAAAAACACUAGAAUUACCCCCUGAGGUCAAAUGAUAAGAGAAUAGCCAUGUCUCAAACCAGAGCUUAGUCCCAGGUUACUCACUACUCUCCCGUUAUUCACAAGUAGUGUACUAUGUACAGGACUAUAGGCAAAAUGUGGGUGUCCUGUCUGGAACAUAGUCAACGUGUACUAUUCAAGUGCACUCGUUUGGGUGUUAUUACUAUACUAGCGAGACAUUAAGCCAAGGAAACUUGAAGGCACAAUUAUCUGAGGCAGAAUAUGCCCCGAGAAUUAAAAACAACAGUUGUGGUAUUAAGGGAGUAAGAUUUAAAAAGGGAAAGAACAAAAGGGGAAAUUAAAGUUUACAGUUUCAGAUAUGGUUUCGGUCUGAGAAUGACGAGGCAGUGAAUCAAGUUAAGGCCAAAUUACUUAAGACCGUCCAAUCAGAACGCUCCAACAGUAAAGAUGAUGUAAGACCUGAUAAAUCCCACAGAUUUGCAAUAUGAUAUCAUUUUUGAUAACGGAACUCUUUUCUGUAUUUUGUCAUAGCCUGGCUCGCUACAUAGAUAUUUAUUCUGAUGGUUAAGUCAAUUUGUAUUAAACAAGGCUUUUUUUGCUCUUCUUUUAGAGGUUGUUAUUAUGCACAAUAAUGUAUAAAUGUAUGUUACAAGAAUAUACAUGGGCUUCAGUCUAUAAUAUCUCAGUAAGGAGUACAUCCAAGCAUUCAGGGUGAGGACUUUGGCUUUGAAAAGUGAGUCUACAUAUGCACAAAUAUGAAACACAAGUAGAAAAUGCACCAUAGAAAAAAAAGGACAUGAAAAAAAAAAAAAAACGGAAACGGACUAAAUGGCUCACACACUGAUCUACUGUC
This is a messenger RNA of Trematomus bernacchii (emerald rockcod), 4875 nucleotides long. It is a transcript of the gene adamtsl7, whose product is annotated as ADAMTS-like 7. Gene Ontology annotation, biological process: extracellular matrix organization. The record is from RefSeq and is a predicted model, not a curated record. The transcript is spliced from 12 exons. Lineage: Eukaryota; Metazoa; Chordata; Actinopteri; Perciformes; Nototheniidae. Gene Ontology annotation, cellular component: extracellular matrix. The coding region runs from base 125 to 2071 and encodes 648 amino acids. Gene Ontology annotation, molecular function: metalloendopeptidase activity.